Messenger RNA from Drosophila arizonae, 2367 nucleotides. It is a transcript of the gene eIF4G2, whose product is annotated as eukaryotic translation initiation factor 4G2. Lineage: Eukaryota; Metazoa; Arthropoda; Insecta; Diptera; Drosophilidae. Gene Ontology annotation, molecular function: translation initiation factor activity; mRNA binding; protein binding. Gene Ontology annotation, cellular component: eukaryotic translation initiation factor 4F complex. The record is from RefSeq and is a predicted model, not a curated record.
GCAAACGAUAUUUGUGGUUGUCCCCACAUGAUCGUGUGCUCCUCUCUCCCUCUCUUUCUCUAUCUCUCUAUCUGUUGGACUGCGUAACACACGCACACGCCAACACAAUCAAACACACUAUCUGUGUGUGUGUGUGUGUGUUGGUCACGCAUGCCUCUGUUUAGAUCCAACGAAGGUCCUCCUAUGUUCAUGCCAACGGGAGGGGGUGGGAAGGGAAACAGACCACAGUCAACACACCAGCAGAACCACAGCCACCAGACCCAGCACCACCAGACGUCACACGGCCACUCACAUUCGCACCACCAUCAUCAAAACCAGUCGCAGCAACAGCCGCCCCAACAGCAGCAACAGGCGCGCGUUUCCCAUCUACAUCAGCAACAGGAGCAGCAGCAGCAGCAGGCGGCACACGCAGUGUUUGUACCGCAACAGAGCGGCGUCUCGAAUCUAGGUAAUCUUCAUCAUCACCACCAUCCUCUACCGCAGCAGCAACAUCAACAACUGCAGCAGCAGCAACAGCAGCAUCAACMGCACCAGCAGCAACAGCAGCAGCAACAUCUUCAGCAGCAGCAGCAGCAACAUCAUAUACACCAACCGCCGAUUUUCUUCUAUUCAAACCAACAGCCACCGGCAUUGUCGUAUGUGAACCACCCGCAGCACUCGUCCAGCAGCAGCAGUAAUGGCAGCAGCGGUGGCGCCGCUCUUCAACUGAGUGGCGCCGCCAGCAAUAGUUCGCUGGGGCAUGCCCAUGGCCAUAACCAUCACAACCAUGGUCAUGGUCACGCGCAUGCGAAUGGCGUCCUUACGCCAGUCAGCAGCAAUACAAGCCUGGUGUGUGCCCUCAGCAAUCCGGCGCUGCCGCCAACCUUUACGCCAUCAGCUGGUCUGAUCGCGCCCCCAGGCGCCAAUGGGCCUGGGGCUGGCACCACCUACAUUUCGGCAACAUUCUUGCCCUUAAAUCAUCCCGGACUGAUUGGCGCACAGCCUAUAACGUAUGCCCCAAAUGGAGGCUCGGCAGCGCCCUCUGGCACCUUCUAUGCUGCAACAGGUCAACAAAAACAACAGCUGCCGCCUGGRCAGCAGCACGUCGUGAGCGCCGGGCCCGCCGCUAAUGCAGGCCCACAGCAGACGCUAACCUACUAUCCCCAGACGUUGCCGCCAGCGCCGCUUAAUAACAACAACAGCAACAAUAAUGUGGUGGGCGGUGGAGGGGGCAACGGCGCACACCGUGCGAAUAUUCGCGGUGGUCAACGCUCGACGCCGCCCCAGCAGCCCUAUUUUACCUAUGCGGUGCCCACGGCAGCGCCUCAACCGCGUCCCACACUGGUCAACAACGCUCCAGCGGCCGCUGUUGCGCCCAUUCUGAAUCCGCGAAGCACGCCCCUCAACGGAACAGCAGCGUUUCAUAUUCCGCCGGCAUAUAAUAUACCGAUAGUACCACAGACCAACUUGACGACAGCUCCGAUGCUAGCGGCUGCAGGCAUGACCGCAGCUCCAACGGCACCCGCAACCGGGCUGCACACUUAUCCACCACAUAUGCAGGGCACAGCUCCCACUGCUGUGGCUGCUGUUGCUGGUGUGGCUGCAGGCUUUCCGCCGGCCUCGCUGACAACGGCCUCCCAGCUGGCUGGGAAUGACAAGGUGAAGGAGCGCCGGCAUGCCAUACCCAUCAUACAUCCAGACACUAAAGAGAAUGUGUUGGACCCCAAGUCAUCGGUGUUCAUCAAGAAAGACUCGAACUGCACACUGACAUCCAGCACGGGAAGCGAGAGCAGCCUGCCCCAAUACCAAUUGUCCGGCAUCUCAGAUUCAGGAUCAUCUACUCAACUAAUUACCGGCGUCAUGGUGGAUCAUCAAAUGCAAACGGAUAAAGCAUUGCAACCACAUAGCACCACCCACUCAGCUGCAGCUGCAGCCCUCCCACUGACUGAUGAAGACAAAGUCAGCGUCAUUGUCAAGGACAUACUGGCCCACUCGGGCAAUCCGGACGAACACCUCAGCUUCUGGCAGUUGAAUGACGUGGACAACACCUCGGAAAAUGCAACUCAGGCAACUUGCGGCAACAUGAACGCAAAUUACGACGGUUUGCCACCUGCAGCUGCAACAGCAGCCACAGCAUCAACAGCAUCAACAGCAUCAACGGCAUCAACAGCAUCAACAGCAGCAGCUCCAGCUCCAUCUGGCAGUUCCAACGCCCCAGUGAUGUUCAAGGAACCGCCGACGGCUAAGAAACAGCGCCCCAAGUCAGCGAACAAACAAAACCAACUGAUCGUAUUUCUCGGGAUUAUCGUUCUCCACCAGGAUGUUGAACAAAGCAUCGAGUAUGUCUUGCAGAAACUUGACUACCUCCUCGCCGGGUACCGCAGAUAA